This is a messenger RNA of Acanthosepion pharaonis, 627 nucleotides long. NCBI's taxonomy places the organism in Eukaryota, Metazoa, Mollusca, Cephalopoda, Sepiida, Sepiidae. The record is from the annotation of a GenBank genome assembly.
AUGUCUAUAGUUCUUUCAGUGUCCGCUUUUCUUUCUUUCUUUCUUUCUUUCUUUCUUUCUUUCUUUCUUUCUUUCUUUCUCAGUCUAAUCUAUCUAUCUAUCUAUCUAUCUAUCUAUCUAUCUAUCUAUCUCAGUCUAAUCCUUAUCUUUCUUUCUUUCUUUCUUUCUUUCUUUCUUUCUUUCUUUCUUUCUUUCUUUCUAUCUAUCUAUCUAUCUCAGUCUAAUCCUAUCUAUCUAUCUAUCUAUCUAUCUAUCUAUCUAUCUAUCUAUCUAUCUAUCUAUCUAUCUCACUCUGUUCAUUACUUAUCUCUGGAAAUUCAUUAUCUAUCUAUCUAUCUAUCUAUCUAUCUAUCUAUCUAUCUAUCUAUCUAUCUAUCUAUGUUAAUUUGGCCAAAAUCUAAAUUGGUCCGAUGGAAUUUAAAGAUUCUCAAAUAUUUCUGUUUUUAUACAGUUCUUUCAAUGUCCGUUUUUCUUUCUUUCUUUCUUUCUUUCUUUCUUUCUUUCUUUCUUUCUUUCUUUCUUUCUAUUUCUCUAGUUCAUUAUCUAUCUAUCUAUCUAUCUAUCUAUCUAUCUAUCUAUCUAAUUAUUCUAUGUUCUAUAUGUGUGCGAUUUUGUGUACACAGAUAA